ACGUUAAACCUCAUCUCAGAAAGAACAACAAUGUCUAAAUUAUCGUAUAAUCUCAUCUUCUUCAUAGUUUUCUUGUGUUUGGGGUUGAGAUCAUCAGCGAUUACGAAUCUCAACACCUUAAGUUUCGAAGAAUCGCUUUCUCCUCUCUUUGGCGAUGGCAAUCUCGUCCGUUCACCUGAUGAUCUCUCCGUUCGCCUCCUCCUCGAUAAAUACACCGGUUCUGGUUUCAUAUCAUCGAAUAUGUAUCAACAUGGAUUUUACAGCUCUAUGAUCAAGCUUCCAGCCGAUUAUACUGCCGGCGUCGUCGUCGCCUUUUACACAUCAAACGGAGACGUGUUCGAGAAAACACAUGACGAACUAGACAUAGAGUUUCUAGGGAACAUUAAAGGGAAGCCAUGGAGGUUUCAGACAAACCUGUACGGAAAUGGAAGUACACAUAGAGGUCGUGAAGAAAGAUAUCGUCUAUGGUUCGAUCCUUCUAAAGAGUUUCAUCGUUACAGCAUCCUCUGGACUCCUCACAAGAUCAUAUUUUGGGUAGACGAUGUUCCAAUAAGAGAAGUGAUAAGAAGCGAAGCAAUGGGAGCAGAUUAUCCAGCGAAGCCAAUGUCUCUCUACGCCACCAUUUGGGACGCCUCUGACUGGGCUACUUCCGGCGGCAAAUACAAAGCUAAUUACAAAUAUGCCCCUUUCGUAGCGGAGUUUAAGUCCUUCUCCCUUGACGGCUGCUCCGUUGAUCCCAUCCAAGAAGUCCCCACCGAUUGCUCUGACUCCGUGGACUUCCUCGAAUCACAAGACUACUUCUCCAUCAACUCACGUCAACGCGCCUCCAUGAGAAGAUUCAGACAACGGUUCAUGUAUUAUUCCUAUUGUUAUGAUACGGUUCGGUAUCCGGAGGCGCCACCUGAGUGUGUGAUUGUUCCAGCAGAGAAGGAUAGAUUUAAGGAUACGGGGAGGUUGAAGUUUGGUGGUACAGAGGCGCGUGGACGACGUAGGAAUCACCGGCAGCAAAGGCCAGAAAUCGAAAGUGAUCCUGACGAAAGAAGACGACUUUUAAAAUAAGAUUUGUACCAUUUUUUUUAUUUGUUUGUGAGUAAAGAGAGAAUAAAUAAUAGUAAAGAUUUGAAGAAAAAGAGAAAGAAAUAGGGAAUACGUCAUUCAGAUCCAUAAUUUUAUGAGUUACAAAAUCGUAGUUACGUCAGCAAGCUUUGUUCUCUUUCAUUUUGUGACAAUCCAUCUCUAACUCUAGUUAGAGAGGUUGAAACUUAUAGACUUUUCUGCGUCUGU
Messenger RNA from Brassica oleracea var. oleracea, 1284 nucleotides. Its product is annotated as probable xyloglucan endotransglucosylase/hydrolase protein 30. Gene Ontology annotation, biological process: cell wall biogenesis; xyloglucan metabolic process. Gene Ontology annotation, molecular function: hydrolase activity, hydrolyzing O-glycosyl compounds; xyloglucan:xyloglucosyl transferase activity. The record is from RefSeq and is a predicted model, not a curated record. Gene Ontology annotation, cellular component: cell wall; apoplast. Lineage: Eukaryota; Viridiplantae; Streptophyta; Magnoliopsida; Brassicales; Brassicaceae. Bases 31 to 1059 code for a protein of 342 amino acids. The transcript is spliced from 4 exons.